CGAACGGGUCGUAGUAUUUACCACAGGUGCCUACAAUGUCUUGUAGUACGUCUGCGGUUUUACACGUUACCGUAACGCCGAAUCAAGACCGCACCGGAGCCGCAGCCGCGUUCGCGUUUUAAAUGUUAUCCGUGCACGGCCGCGAUUGCUGGAGCAUAUUGAGUGUUUGCCCGUCCGUACCGUUUUCCGUUUAGCGUCCGAUAAUACCCGCGGUUGAUAUACAAGGACGAAAGCGCCGCGAGAGAGGACGAAAGAUGAUUUUGAACUUCUUCGAGAUUUGUUUUUUCGUAAUGGUGAUAAAGGUAAGUCUGUGCGCAUCAUUUGCAACAACAACAUCGUUUGAUUAUGAUUACUGUCGUCGUUUAAGUCACUCGCUUUCUGCGUCGUUUAUACCUCGAUAUUAAUUGUAACGGCAAAGUUAGAAAAAAAAAAAAAAAAAACUAGACCACCAACUUUGGCGAUGUUGACACUACGGACAUAUCUAAGACCCAAUCUUCUCGAUACGGCUCCUCUUACAAUAGUCAACUACACUUUUCAUUUACAAAUUUUACAUAUAUAUUCAAAUUUAUCAUAACCCUUAACAUUAUUUUCCGUACACACGUGCAUUGUCGGUAGGAAACCUGCGUAUUUUGUUCUGCUCAUAUUAAUUAUAAAAUAUAAUAUGGAUAAAAUGUUUGGUCGGUACUUCGAAAUAUAAUAGUAUAAUAUAAGUAAAUAUUCGUAUACUCGUACUGGGCGAAGAUGCGAAGAACUAAACAACACGACUUCGCGGCGUAUUACCAGACCUUGCUCUUGUCUAGUAUAAUAAUGAUAAAUUAGUGUACGAAUAGAAAAUAAAGUAAAUUAAUAAUUAUAUAUUAUAAUAAUUUAAUACCCAAUUUCAUUUUUUUACGUUGAUCGGUGUAUCGAAUAAUCGAUUAUUUUCAGGUAAUUGUAUUUUUUUCCAAAGUUAUUAUCCAUAUACCUUCUGUAUUGGCCACUUUAAAUUUGAUUUCGUUUUAAAAAUCGAUCAAUAAUAUUUAGUAACCAUUAAAAUAAGUCUCUAAUGGGAACAAGUACUCCAUAAUUCGUUCAAUAUGACUAUACAAUAUAGAUGACUUACAAACCACAAUAACUGCACGUUACGUUAAAUUAGCGUAGGUUAUAAUCUUAGUGGCGCAUUAUUGUUUUCAAUUUGAAUUAUUACCGCACUGAAAAACGAUUUCAGUAAGUACAACGCUAUUGGUACAGAAAUAAAAAUUUAAACGUACCUAUCCUACUUACGAUUUGUUUGGCCUUUUCUUGCAGGUAUUAUACUGGGAAAUUCUAAACAAUUAAAUAUUUUCUUGAAUGAUUUCGGUAUUUUAUACUUUUUAGAAACUCUCAUAUCAUUAUAUGUCAAUUAUAUACAUGUAUAUAAUUUAUAAUUCGCCCAGGAAUUGAGUUACGGUGUAUUAUGUUGAAAAAUUGCCCACAAUUAUAAAUAUUUGCUAACUACGAGAAAUUGUAACGGAUAUAAUAAUUGUAUUAAAAUACAAAUCAUAUUUAUGAUAUUAUAAUAUAUAACUGUUAAAAUAUAUUCUUAAGAUGCACAUUCAUGCAACUAUAAUAAUAAUUGUAAGAAUAUGUGUGAACAAAAAUAUUAUAAUUAUUUUAGUGUUAAACAAUUUGGAGUAAAAAACGCCUAUAGACUUAAGUACAUCACUAUAUUAUUAUUAUUUUACCAUAAUAGGACGCAUUAUUUAGUUUUUAAUAGUCGCAACAGGAUAUUAUUUAUACAGAGGAGAUGAAGAUCUCAGCACCGUUUGAGUUUAAGCUUUUCGUUUAGAAUUGUUAUCGGUGUGCAAAAAAAAAAAAAUUAAUUUUUGUCCUUCGACAAUAACGUACCACCUACCUAAUUCAUCAUCGAGGCAUCUGUAGUGGAAUCAUAUUCAUGAUCAUAAGAUGUAUUUUUUUUUUUUUUAAUUAUAGAUAGUAUUACUAUUCAACUUGAAACGAAUUAUUUUUACAAGUGUUUAACCUAAUUUUAGUACAUUUUUUUUUAUUCUUUGAUUUCUAUUAUCAUUUUUUAUUGAAAUAUCUCUAUAAUUGAAUGUAUCUACUUGUAUAGCGCGGCGUACCAAUACACACAGCCAUAGAAUAUAGCAACAAAUAAUGUAAGAACUAUUGUAUACCGCGUAUAAAAUAAAUAUCUGUUAAUCUUAUAUUCGGGCAUUGUGAAUCGUAGACGGCACUGAAGACGGAGACUAGGACAAACUGGCAUAAACGUAUAAACGUUACAUUUUACUUUUUUUUUUUUUAUUGUAGAAUUAAUUUUCGACCAGACAUCACUUGACGGGAUCGUCUGUCUCUGCCUAGACCGUUUGUGUAGCAAAUAGAUCAGACGUGACAAUGACGCGAAAAAAAAAAUCCAUUGGACAUUGAAUAGGUCGCCGGAAAACCACGACAUCUUUUCACAAUUAUUAUAAAUGAUUCUAUCGCAUAGACGCAAUUGAUCUAAAUUAUUAUAUUAGAUUUAUUUAAUAAUACGUCUGUACCUCUCGAAUAGUUUUGUUGAUGUAUUUAUGUACACGUAUAAUAGGUACCUAUAUAUCUAUUAAUGAUAUUAUUAUAGUCUAUAUAGGUAUAGCUAAUAAAUUGAAACAUUAUAAAAUAAUGCUAUUAUGUACGAAUUGUGAGUUAAACGGUAUCUAUGGAUUUGAUAUUACGAUUAUUUGCAUUGCAUUUGUUAUAGACUAGUAUUUGUACUAAUCAACAGUUAAUCGAUAUUUAUCUAUAGAUUCGGACGCUUAAAGAAAUAAUUUCAAUUUUAUUUGUAGAUUUUUUCGUUUUAAAAAUGUAGACAUUCUGUUCGAUAAUUUGAUUUUUUUUUUUUUUUAAAUUAUGUUUAUUUUUAUACAUUUUGUUUGUAAAAGGUAAAAUUUCUGAGGUUGAGUUAUUAUUCUUAUUAUUAGUUUUUUUUUUUUUUUAUUAAUCUGCACUAUAUGAAAUUAAAAUAAUUUUUUUAAAAAUAAAAUUUAACAUUAUUCACGAAAAUAAAUUAUCGACGUUAACGUAGAAGUUUUAUAUUUUUGUUCGGUAUAUAGAUUACCUAUUAUAUUGUAUUAUACCGUAUGCAUUGUGAUAUUGUUCGAAUAAUAUAAACGAUAUGGGUACACGAUAUUGAUUUAAACCAAAUAAGAAAGAAAGAAAGAAAGAAAGAAAAAUCACGAUUUCAAACAGAUCGAAAAAUAUAUAUUGUAUGUGCACUGUGUGGCUAUAACGGCAUUUAAGUUAACGUUCGUGUAUAAUGCGAGUAAGACUUUCCCGCUAAAAUACGGUAUCACGUGAGAAAUGUGAGAAUAGUAAUAACACAAAGUAAGAUUGUUGUUAUUAGAUUUAUGUUUGUUGAGUGACGGUGCACAUGCGAUGUUACAAUGCGUAACCAUAUUUAUUUUUUUUUCGUAUAAUGUACAAUAAUAUAUGUAAAGGCGUAAAUAAUCUCGUUUUCGAAUAGGUUAUGAUAAAAGUGGAACCUAUAUAUAUAUAUACAUAUAUAUUUAUACAAACACAUAAGUACCUACAUAUAUCUAUUAUAUUUAGAAUACCGUAUUAUAACUGGUAUUGGGUAUUUAGUUUCCAUAGUAUAAGAGGUAUAAGUUUCGUCUUGAAAAAAAGAAUUUUUGAUUUUUUAUCCGUCAUAUUUAUUCUGAUAAAAUAUCCAUCAAUUAGUUUAAAAGUCUAAUAAUAUCUGCAUGUUGUCAAAUUAAAGUUUAUACAGCUUACCUAUAUAGAUGUUAUCAUUGAUUUUAUAAUCACUGGUAUUACGUUUAUGUUAUUAAUGGUAUUAUACUUGCAAUACCAUUAUUAUUUAAUGUAAUGUGUUAUUUUUAAUAGUAAUACGUUUUACCUGUUCCUAAUAUUAUAAUUUGUAACUAGUAUUACUCCUCUUGAAAUUUAAUAAACAUUAUCGGUUAUUAAUUUUUAAUUCAGGGAAUAUAACUAAACAAUUAUAUAAUAUAGGUAUAUUUAAAUAUAACUGAACGAUUGUUUUCAUUUUUAUAAAUGCAUUAUAAAAAUAAAUACCUAUUCUUAAUAUUUCGUAGACAAUUUCUAUUGGUCGAAUUUAAAUUUCAGGAAUUUUACUUUUAAAUUGUAUGAUUUAGUCAGUAAGUACCUACCUACACAACACUAAAAUAGAUAUAUUUCUUAGGGACACUAGUAGGUGUAGUCUAUAGAUGCCUGUAUAUAGUAUAAACCGACUUCCGUUUCAAAAUUACUUUGAAAUUAUAAUAAUAAUGAAACCGUGUACUUGGAUGUGUAUCCUGUCUGCAGACUCAUUUAAUCAUUUUGAUUUAAUACAAGUGCUUGAUUUACGUACACUGUAUCGUGACAUAUUUUAUAAUUGCAAGUGAAUCAAUCAACCAUUUAUACGGUAUAUACAUAUACUUUUACUUUUGUUAUUUUUAUAAAAUUGUUUUUUGUCUAUUUUUUUUUUUUACAGUUUCUUGGGCAUACUUGUAGUAGGCAUAUACUGUGAAACGCACAUAAAAUAAUAUAAUAAAUAUACAUUUUAUUUUUUGACAAACACCCGCCAUUUGUAUUAUACGGUCUUUACGUCUAGACACAUAUUCCCAAUCGCGUGUACACGUUUCACUCUAAACGAUAUAUUUUUUUCUCAUUAUAGUCAUAUUAUUAUAUUUUGUUUAUUUAUGUUGACACUUUCGUUUAAGUUUUUAUCGUUUACACGGAAGAAUGUAACCUAAAUGCACAGAACAAUUUAUUGUUACAUACAAUUACGAAUUUAUGUAUGUAGUAAACGUAUUACGACUGUUCGGAAUAAAAAUAGGAUAAAUAGGUAACAAUAAGGUCCGUUUAUUAUCUAGGUCCGUACGGGUGUACCUAUUGAUGAAGAAAAUAAUACAUAUUUACAUUCAGUAGCGCGCACAGGAUUUUUUUUUUUCGGAGGUGUGCUUAUAGUACCAGAACAUUAACCUUGUAAAUAUAAUAUGUGAAUCGUAUAAACUGGUUAGAUAAUUUGCACGAAGGAAGAAAUUUCAGAGGGAUGAACUCGAAAUUAACUUAAUAAAAUAUAUACAUAAAUAUAAGCAAAUAAACGUAUAGAUAUUAAUUAAUACAAAUAUAACAAUAAGUAUAUACGUACAAUAUACAUACAUUUAAAUACAAAUUUGAGUAUAUCAAAAGUAUAAUAAUUUUUGUUCAAAUAUACAUUAUUAGUGUUAAAAUAAAGAAUGUAAAACUAAAUUUGAAAAUAUAUAACACACAAAAUACCUUUAAAAAAUAAACACAAUAUACGUUAUUAGUUAUUAUUAUUAUUUUUAAAAUUAUUAUUUUUAAAAUUAUUAUUUUUAAAAUUAUUAUUUUUAAAAUUAUUAUUUUAUAGAAUUUUCCUGGACCAAUAUAUGGAGUAAAAUUGGGUGAAACUUGCCUGUCUAAUCAAGAGUGCGGUACAGAAUUCAGCAGAUGUCAUCAAGAGUCUGGAACUUGUUCUUGUCUACCAUAUUACGCACAAGUGAACAAUACGUGUUUGCAGUGUAAGUUUUUUUUUUUUUUUUGGAAAUUAUUUAUAGGUGUUGUUGUUUUAAUAUUAAUAUAAAAUACCCACAGUAUAUCUGGUUUAGAUAUGUAUAUAAUAUAUAGGUAAUAGAUAAAUUAUUAAAUAAAGUUUGAAAUUAAAAUCAAAUUAUAGAUUACCCUCAUUCGUUUACCUUAUGUUUACGUAAUUAUUUCUAAUUGUUUCACCUAUAUUUAAACGUCAAUCAAGUGAAUACAGAAUUUCAACCCAAAUAUUAUUCUAAUCAGUAACCAUAAUAUGUUACCUGAUAAUUUUCCUCUUAAAUAAACCAUGUUCAUAAAUGUCGGUUUUCAUUUAUGAUACAUUCUUGGUUGUACUUGUGUAAAACCGAUUACCCAUGUAUAAGCGAAAAUUUAAAACGACUGUGUGUAUGCUGUUUUCAUUAUAUAUAUUUAUAUCGUAGAUUUUUCUAGUAGUAAUACAUAUAAGUUCAAAUAAUAAUAAUAAAAAAAAAAAAACUGGAACAUGAGCAUACUUAUAUUGUUAAAAAAAAUAAUAAAAUUUAGUAUUGUCUGUUCUAUCGUGGCGCCUGCCGUAAAAGCCUCGGGCGUAUUGGUGGCUAAUUAAAUUAUUACUAUUAUAUUAUGUAUGACCGGUACCUAUACCUAUAUAGGUAUAUGAUUUAUACGUUACAGAUCAUUUGGAAGAAAUACCGUAUUCUAUUAUGAUAUCCAAAAGUAGUCCAAUUAAAAAAAAAAAAUAUAUCUAUAUAUAUAAUAAAAAUUUUAUUCUGUUGAAUUUACAGCAUCACUUUUGGGAUUUGAAUGUGUCGUAGACGAGCAAUGUUCGUUGAAAGUGGCUAAUAGUAGAUGUUUUAACAAUUUUUGUGAAUGCGAUUCAAAAUUCUGGCAGUAUCGAAGACAUACGUGCUUACCUCGUAAGUAAAUAUUAUAUUUUUUAAUUAUUAUUUUGUACCGAGUGUGUUAGGUUAGGUCAAUAUAUAGGACUCGGAUUUUAACGCAACUGUAUAUUUAUAUGCAUUUAAUCGACUUAAAAUAAUUCUCGUUUGAAAUGUCGAUGUUGGAAGAUUAUAUAUAAACGGUAACUAAUUUUUUUUUAUAUUUGCAUAUUUAUGGACACUUUUACUAUAUAUUAUAAAUAUUUUAUGAAUACUAUUGAUUACAUUUUUAAAACGUGGAUAGGUGCCUCUUAAAAAUGCACAACUUAAAAACAUUUUUUAUAAAAUUUAUAACUUUUGUAUGAUAUGUUGCUAUAUUCAUUUUUUAGUCAUUUUAAAAAUUAAGCAUUAAGUUAAUUUAUUAUGCCUGUACAGUUUUUAAUUCUUGGUAUAGUAAAUUUAUUCAUAAUCUCUUAAGUAUUUUUAUAUCAAUCCCGUGUUUUAAAUUAAAGUAAAAAACGUAAAAUAAUUAGUUUGUAUUUAAUAUGGUAUGCGAUUUCUUUUAUUUUUCAAAUAAAAUAAUAUGUUUUAUAUAAAUUGUGCAUAUUUUAUGUGCAAUUGAAUAUUUAUUUGCAAAUAUUUGCAUGACCAGUAUAUUGAUAAAAAUAGGUAUCAAUAUAACUUAAAAGACAGCUGCAUAAUUACCAUAUAUAUGUAAAUAACUAUUGUAGGAGAUUAGUGUUUGAAUAUAAUUACAAUAAAAUAUAUAUAUAUAUAGGUAGGUACCUACCUAUGUAACAACUCGCGAUUUAUUUUUUGUUAAAAAAAAAUAAUAAUAAUAAAGUAAGUACCUAAUGCUUCUAGUGGGAUUUUCAACGGUUUUGUUAAAAUUGCUUAGUCGUUUUUCAAAAGAUUUUAUAAACGGAAACACAAAAAGCUAUAUUCCUAUCUAAUUAAGUAAGGUUUUAUUAAUGUAUAUAUAUAUAUGUGUAUAAGCAAUUUUUUAUUAUAGUCAUCCGGAUCAUUUGAAAAACCGAAAAAUCCGGAUUUUCGAUUUCGGACAGAAAUAUCUGGAUUUUAAGGAUUUUGAAAUUUGAGUAUUUGAUUUUGAUUUUUUUUUUUUUAAUAUAUAUAUUAUAUAUAUUUUUGUAUUUUCUAUGUUAAAAAAAUUUGUAUUGAAUUGAUUUAACAAGAUUUAAAAUAACAAAAAACAAAAAUGUUUAUAACAUACCUAUUUGCAUAAAAUAUAUAUUACAUAAAAAAAUCCAAAAUCAAAGUUUCCAAAUUCAAAAUCCGGAUUUUAAAUACAUUUUUUGAUUAUAAAUUUCAAAUCUGGAAUUAUCUGGAUAUUUUAACUUCGGCAAAUUAGGAUUUUUUCCAGUCUUAUUAUUUUGUCCUUAAAAGUAAUAGCAACAGAAAUAAAUAAAAAUUAACUAAAAAAAAAAACAACACUACAAUAACUUAAUUAUUACUUGAUGAUAGAUCAAGCACCUAUGUAAUAUUUAUCCCGGCAUAUUAACUUAAUAUUCUUUUCGUUUCGGUUAACAUUUAAAAAAAUCUAAUAUAUACUGUACUUAAUACUUCGACGGUAAUCGUUAUUAUAAUAUUAUAUACAGUGUCUUACGAAUAUCUGACAAACAACAACCAACAAUUUUUUUCUGUUCAAUAUUUUUAACUUUUCUUUUUAAUAAUAAUAAUUACCAGAACCUUAUAUACGUACUGAUUCUUUUUUUAAUUUUUUUUUUUUGAAAACUAAAAAUAAAAACAAUUAUUUAAAAAAUUCAACAUUGCAAUGAAUUCUGUAAAUUUAUGUGGAAACAAAAUAUUGGUGUUAUAAAUGGUUGAUAUAAUGACGAAUCGUUAAUUUUCUAAAAUUUGUUGAAGUUUAAAAAAAUCAUUAAUAAAAUUAUUUUUUAUGGAUACAUUGGUGAAUCGGUUGAUAUUAUUUAAAGUAAAGGCAAUGGAAAUUGGAAAUUUCAAAGGAUCAACGUCUUGUCCUUAGGUAAACGUUUGUUCCAAAAUAAAUUUAUAAAAUGGCUAUCUUGCAGGAUUUUAUAAACCAAUUUUUUUAAAAAAUUGAAAUUUGUAUUUUCGGUGAUAUUCCAAAUAUAAAAUAUAAAUAUCAAAUCGCAAGGCUGUAGUAAUUAUUGAAAAAAAAGAAAAGAAAAGCCAAUUGUACGGAACAAAAGUUACAGGUCAAAUGUCCGUGAGUCACUAUGCACAGUCAAAUAAUAUUAUGAUAUCUAUCUAACUAAUUGAUAUGUACGCAUCGUUGAAAAUAAUUUAACUUGCUUCCCCAAAUAUAAAAAUCCAACGAUGACCGAUUAAAAUAAUAUAUCUAUAUAAUAUGCAUCACAUAUUGUUUAAAAUUCAAUUCCCAUUACACGACGAUGUGAUGCACAAUCGUAUGAGCGCGCGUAUUCUGUAUUCGUAUCGUAUUGCAGGUCUUAAUUGAGCGCGCCGCAAUGAUGGGAAACAAUACAAAUUAGCAUUGCAUGUAGACGUACGGGUUCCCAUACGAACACACAGAAAUAUAUAUUCAUACGCGUGAAAAACGUAUACCUAUAUAAUAAAUAUAAUACGCGUAUUACUACGAUUUCCCCGAUCCUUUGGUUCAUUGACGUCGCCGUUCAUUAACAUAUAGGAACCCGUUAGAUUUCGUUUAUACGACGCUUUUAUAUAAUACAAAAUAGACUGUAGAUCCACGUCAAGAAAAAAAAAAAAAAAAAAAUUAAAAAAAAAAAUAACACUCAAACGUGCCAUGUGUGUAUGUAUAAUGUAGGUAUAUACAUAAAAAAAAAAAUAUAUAUAAUAUAGGUACAUCAUAUAUACAGAUUAUUGGAGGUCAUUGUUGUCGAGUAUUACGUGAGAGUUUAUAUUGUUCUUGACAGCGUUAUGCGCGUGUGCGCGUGAAGGGAUUUUUAUAUUAUGUUUUCAUUGAAAGGAAAAACGGUAUAAUACACACCAAUAUUUUUCCGCCACAUAUUUAAAUUCAAAGUGCAAUAAACUCCCCGCGGUAUAGUGAUAAUAUUAUUAUUGUAUACGUAGCGCGUCUACUGGAAAAUAGAAUAUUUACAGCGGCUUAUAUCACAAAUAUGUGUUGCAGGUAUAUUGUAAUACAAUUUGGUCCGCCAGACGGUCUAUUAUAUAGAGGUUUUAACAAAAUUUUCUCAAGUCGAUAAUAUGAUAUUAUUAUGUAUGGUCCAGACCGAAGGAAUGCUAUUAUACUAUAUAUAAUAUAUUAUAGUGGGAUAUCCCGCUUGAACCAUAUUUUCGAAAUGUAUUAUCCGUAUACUACACCGUACGAUUUAACUCUCAGUUAGUAGGUGUUAGUUAAUAAAAAAAAAAAAACCGUACCAAAACAACAAUACAACAUUAUUUACGUACACACUAUAAUACAUACGUUAUUUAAUAUUUAAUUUACACUUGCAAUAAUUUAUCCUUGGUAACGUAUUACAUCAUAAUGUAAUAUAUUAAUAUUAUAAUACGGUUUUUUUUUUUUAAUUCGGGGCGUGGCGAGGGAUCUAUUGAUCUAUUGGUUUUACUGUAAUGUGUUUUUUUUUUCUGUCUGUGAACAACUUUUCUACAAGAAAACUUGCUCCGAAGUAUCAAGUGUAGUACUUUUUCCGGAAGGAAAUUUUCUCUACUCGGUGCAUUAAAAUGGUCGUUUUUUGAUUUGGUUUUAAAAAUAAUUGGGAAAAACGACAAAUAUUUACGGCGCGUCACGGCGUUAUCGAUUUCAUUGAUUUAAUUUUUGCAACUUAUGUUUUCUACCAGAAAUAUUGCUCCGUUCGAAAAAUCAAAAAUUUCGAUUUUGUUCCUUUAUACAUAUAGCCACUGAAAAUGAAAGUUAUUUUGUGACAUCCAAAGUUAUUAUAAUAACUAGUAAAAACCAAAAAAAAGAUGAAAAAUACGAUUUUUUUUCAAACUAUGGCACAUAAAUUUCAUAUUUAUAAUAUUUACUGCUGAUGUUUUCUACCAGAAAUAUUGCUUCAAUAGAGAAACAAUAAGAAAUCUUUUUUUUGAACUUUUAAUCUUGUUAGCAACCAAGAAAAUUAUUUUUUGAAUUAAUUUGUAAUUUUUUUUUUAAUAAUUGAGCAAAAUCGAAGGAACGAGAACAUUUACGAAAAUAAUUAUCUUUUAAUUAAAAUUUUGUUUUUUUAAUAUAAUUCAGUAAAAAAUAUAUGUAGUGUCUUGAAAUUUUGAUAUAAAACUUAUAUUUGGUUUUACUAGAUAUGGUAAAAUGUUUAAAUUAAUCAGAACUAUUUUUGAGCUAUUUAUAGACAUUUUAAUAUUGUGAGUUCUUUACGUAAUUUUUAUUUGGUAGUUACUCCGUAGAUAGAAUUGUUAUUAUUCAUUUUCAUGUAAAUGCUUGACAAUUUGACAUAAGGUUCAUUAUAAAUCGUACUUAUUGGUAAAAAAAAAAAAUUGAAUAUAGUAUUUUUUUGACAAGAUUUUUAAUAUCUAAAUUUGAAGAAAAACGUAAAUAUUACGGCCUUCCAAAAUACAUGUGUCCGAAUUUCGCUCUGAAUCGAUUUUCAUUAGCAAUGGUUUAUCGCUGCUUACAUAUAUAAAUUAAAUAACUUAAUGUAUUCUACCUUUCUUACUUUCCACCUACAAUAGUGGCACACCUGUUCAUAGAAUCAGUUUUUUUUCUUAUAUGUCAAUGUAUAAGUGAAUAUAUGUAUGCACGUGUUGUUAUGUGUUUAGGUACCUUAUACAUAUCAUGCUUUUGUGUUUUUUUUUUAUGCCCGAAGAAAAUAAUGACCGAUAAUAUAUAUUGUUACAAAAAUAUUGCUACAUAUAAUUGCUAAAAUUGGACUUAGUUGUUAGUUUUUAUUGCUGCAACUUGUUAUUUAUACCAUGUAUGUAUGAUUAAAUAAUUAGAUAUGUUACACCAAUAUUUUUGCCAAGUAGCUUAAUUAUUGUUUAAAUACCCACAUAAUAUUAACCAGUGUAAACUAUAAUAUACUUGUUCUUGUAUCUUGGUGAAAUAAUGGCUAUUUCAUCAAUAUAUAAUACUAAUAAUAUACAUUGACGUUUUCUUAAUUAUUUUGAUUGAUAUUUAUUCACAGCGGCCAAACUGGGAGAAGUGUGUUACAGUGACGCGCAUUGCAUGUUAUCUGGUGAAAAGAACAAAUGCGAGUUUACUAUACCCGGAGUGUUUGGAUUUUGCGUGUGCAAUUCUGACUUCCAAACCGACUGUCCGCCCAAAGGAAAAGAUUCGACUAUAACGAAACCAAAUAAUUCGGCAUUCGGUAAAUUAGAUUUAAAGAAAAAAGUGCCGUAUCUAAAACGACCUUGGCAAACGGGCGAUCUUCGACAAACCACAACAACCACAACUACCUCAACAGCUAGACCGUUGCGACCAGUCGAUAGGCCACCAUUGCAGAUGCCUCCAUUAAAACGGCCCAUGUUAAAACCAAAUCUAACAAAUAACGGCAUAAAGACCACCGUGAUUCCGGUGACGACAAGCACACAGUCAUCUGCAGUGUUUCUUAGUUCUUCUACGACCGCAGUACCACUAAAACACACCAGCACGUCGAAGCCAGUUUCAUCGUCGUUACCCACACCGUCGCCCAUCAAAAUUUACUUGAAAAGUCCACCGAAAGAUGCUCAAAAUAAAAGCCAAAUAUCCGAUAAUAAAGCGCCCGUAAAAGUCCACAAGAAACCAAUUAGUAAUAGUAAUACAGGUAAUAUGGAUUGAUAUUCGAAUAUUAUUGUUUAAAAUUAAACGUACUCGAUAAAAAUUUGUAUUACAAUUCGUAUUAUAAUUUUUUAGGUAUAACGUUAAGAAAAGGAGAACCGAAAAGACGUAUAAGUCUUGGAUUUCCUUGUGUUAGUGACGUACAGUGUAUGCGAAACGAUGAGAACUCGCGAUGCUUGCACGGUAUUUGUGAUUGUCAAUCGAACAACAAGACGAGCGAUCAGUGUUCAGCAAAAACUCGUGGUUGUUUACAAAAUACAUUCCAAGUACGUAAAUUUGAUAUAUAACUAGUGUCGAUAAAGUAUUAUUAAUGAUCACUUUUAAAAAGGCGCCAAAAGGGUAAUUAUAUAGAUCAGGAAUGAACAACUGAAAGUCUGUAUACCUACAUAGUUAGUUUUCUUGUUUACAUUACGUAUUGAUAAUUGUUAUAACUCGCCACACUAACUAUUUUUUUAUUGCUAUAUUAUUUCGUGAAUUUAUUUUGGAAUUCCAAGACAAAAAUAAACCCUUUAGUUUAGUUUGUUUAAAUAUGAUUGCAGUAUAUUUAAUGAUUGUUACCUAUAUUUAAUUUGAAGUCGAUGUUUUUUUUUUUAUACGUAUAACACAUAAAAGUUAUCUGUCCCUGCAUAAUUAUUAUAAUAUAGAUGACGGGUUCGAGAAAAAUUUAACAACCAUUUAUAAAACUACGUUUUAAAAUUGUACGUAGUAUAGGUAGGUAUUUGUUGAAAAAAAAAAAAUAUUAUCUCGCGCGUGGGUUACAUUCCGAUAUCUAUCACGAAAAACUCAUUAUAAUUAAAUAUUACAAUGAUUUUUUUAGUGUCGGUCGAGCGGUAAAUGCAUCAGUUGGUUCUUUGUGUGCGACGGUCGAUCAGGUGACUGCGGGGAAGAUGAUAAUUCGGACGAAGAAUGUUCGGGAAAUCAGCAAUGUCCAAGUACAACAUUCGCAUGCCGGUCUGGCAAUGGUCUCAGGAAUUUAUGUGUUUCCAGGUCGACACGUUGCGACGGUGUGAAAAACUGCCCGUUCGGGGACGACGAAGAAGGUUGUAACGUUAUCGGACACAAAGGUAUAAACAACAACUUUUUUUAUUUUUGUAACUAAUUAACGGUGCAGAUCCAAUUAUGAAUUGUGUAUACAUAUUUUCGAUUUUCUCCCGUUUGCAAAAUAAAUCGGAAUAUUUUAAACCGAAAUCGGAGCAAAAUUGCUGUUAGAAAAGUUGUCCACAGAAAAAAAACAAAAAGAUAAACAUCAUUGUAAAACCAUAAGCUUCUUCGCUCCACUCAGAACUAAAAUCCCAAAUUGUGAAGUACUUUCAGAAGGGGAAGGAUAAAUACUGUUAAACACCCUACUAUAAUACGAAAUUAAACGUAUUCAGAGUUUAACUUUAAUAUCAUUAUUGUACUGAAUGAGUGAUUUUUUUUAUUAUUGUUUUCUUGGCGCGCAGGGUGUCCGGCGUACACGUUCCAAUGCGGCGACGGUCAAUGUUUGCCCGAGUACGAGCUGUGCAACGCCGUGGUCACGUGCGCCGACAAGUCGGACGAAUUAGACGGCCUGUGCGGCGGCGGUGGCGGCGGAGCGCCGACCAUUGUGGGGAACAGGACGUUCGCCCGGCCGCCGCAACCGUUGCCGCCGCUCACCCGGGUCCGGGGCGCCUACCGGCACGGCCCGGCCGAAUGUCCGUUCCGGUGUAGGAACGGCAGGUGUAGGUCAACGGCGGUGCUGUGUUCCGGCCGGGACGGAUGUGGCGACGGGUCCGACGAAUCGGGCUGUUCCGUUUGCAGUAAGUGUCUAAUGAUAUUAAGAGCGAUGUUAUAAUUUAGUAGUAUAUUACAGCAGCACAUUAGUUGCACCUAAAUUAUCUCCCUAUAACCUUUCCUUAUAACCUAAGCUAUUUCAAUUAUUAGAUUUUUUUUUUUUGAAAAUAUAAUUCUAACAUUUUAUCGUGGGUAUUAUUCGCAAAUCGUAAUGCAAUUAUUACACGCUUUUUAUUUACGUACAUUUUAUAGUAGGCAAAUCAAAUCGAACGUUUUGCAAUUUAUAAGUACCUAAUAAAUAUGUGAUACGUCCAAUAUACCAAAAAAAUUUAAAAAAAACACAAUGGAUAAAACAAAUAACAGUGUGUACCGAUGUAUUAUAAAAAUAUAACAAUAAGUUACUUUAUUUAAAUAUUAUGGAACGAUGCGAAAGAAUAAGACAACAAAAAAACAUAAAUAAUAAAUAUAAUAAUUAUAACAAUUAGAUAUGUACCAGAAACUAUUAAUGCCAGAACUAUUAAUAUUAUAUCUGAUCCACAGUUAUCAUUCAAACAUUUACAUGAUAAUAUGUAUUUAUAUACGGUCAUUGAUAUAGAAACAUCGUAGAGCUAGAAUAUUAAUUUUUUGGUCAAUAUUUCAACAACUUCAAACUAGGUUCAAAAAUAAUUACUCAUAAAUAAAUACAAUAUAAUAAUCGUACUAAUUUCUUAUCAUAUAGUAGGUAAUAUAAUAAUAACAAUAUAAUCCACGCCUCUACGGCCGAUUUCAUAUACAUUUUUUCAGAAAGUCUACAGCUAAGUUAGCCUACUUUAGGGUUAUUAUGUCUCUCGAUUAGCCAUUCAUUCUCACUCAUCCCGGACAACAACCAUAUAAUCCAACUCAGUGGCGUGCCCAGAAAUUUUCAAUGGGAGGUCAUGUAACAAAUACAAAUCGUGAAUAAAGAGUAAAAUCAUCUUCUCUACCCAACUCGACUAUGGAAAUUCAUAAUUUAAAAGCCGGAUCCAAAAAAAAAAAAGCCAAUUUCUAUUCAAUACUUCAAGCUUUUCUUCGGAAAUCGGCUAAAAUGUAUGAGUUUCAAUGUUAUAUUACUCAUAUUUUGUUGUAUUUUUAAGCCAAUGAGAAGGAUAUAACUCUAUACCUCCCUUCCUCCUGUGCAUGCCACUGAUCUAACUAGUUAUAAUCUCUAUGGUAAUGACAUUUUUUUUUUUUUUUUUUUAUGGACAGUCUAUGAAAAAAAUAGCUUUAAAAUGAUACACGACUGUUAUUUUUUGUCAACCAUAUUUUUUGAGGUGAAAUACUACCCACUUUUUGAAAAAGUGAUAACAAAAUGUGAUAUUAAAAUUCAUAUAAAAAAAAAAAUUCUACAUUACACUCAGUCUUUUUCACACAAAGUACGAUUUAUAAUGAACCUUCGAUUAAAUUUUCAAGCAUUUCUGUUUGGUCUAACAAUUUUAUUCACAGAGUAUCAACAAAAUAAAAAUUACGUAAGACUUGCAAAAUUAAAAUAUCUAUAAUUAGCUCAAAAAUGGCUAAAAUGUUUUGAAAUUUCGAGUCUCUAAGCAUAUUUUUAACUAACUGAACAUCAAAAAAACAGAAUUGAAAAUAGUACAUUUCGUAUAAAUUAUCCAGUUUUCCUUAUGUUUCUUCCGGGUUUGUCUCAAUUAUUAUGAAAACGUUUUGGAGAAACCCGUGGAAAUGACUUCCCUAAGGUAUCACUCACAUAAAAUUUCCUUUUAAAAAAUAUGCUACACUUGAAAAUCGAAGCAAUCUGGUAGAAGAGUUGAUCACAGAUAAAAAUAAAAUAAAAAUAAUAAACAUCAUCGUGAAACUUGAUUUGAUCAGAUUCUGAGAUUUAAAAUAAAGAACAAAAACAGUUUCUUCUACAAGUAUUUAUCGAAUGGAAGAAACUGUAGGAAACAAUAUCCAAAUUUGAAAAAAAUAAUCAAUACUAUAGUUACAAAAUAAUAAUAUAGAUUUAUUUUAAAAUUUUAUUAUGUAGGUACUAAAAUAAAUAAAUGUAACAAUAUAAUUAAAUAAAAAUAGUAAAUAGAAAUGUAUAAAUUGGGCGCUUUUGUAUGCUUUUUUUUACGAAAUAACUUGAUACAAAAAUUUGACUACAUUUAAUUUUUCUAAAGAAUAAUUAUCUAUAUUUUUUGUUGUUAAUUUUAUCAUUAAUGAGUAGUAUACAGUAGUUUAUAAGAAAACCAUACAAAUUUCCCAUUUUUUUAAAAUUUUAACUUUAAUCCGUAUACAUUAUUACUUGAGGCACUCGUGAAAGUUGAAUUAUGUGUAUACGUUUUUAAGCAUAUCAUUUUUUGAGGUCAUGGACUAAAUAUUGAGGCGUUCUAUGAAAAAUAGUAAAAUACCAAUUUUAAAAGAAAUAAGAACCACCCUAUAGUGUAUAUUCUGAACACUUUGAAAACAAAUAUAUCAUAACCGGGAGUCUAAAUAUAUAAUAAUUGUAUUUUUACUGUACUUUUUAUCAGUUUUGUAGUGUUUCAUUAAAAAAUCGAUUUCACUCUUCAGUGUAAUGUAAAAAGUAUAUGGAAGAAAAAAACCUAAUGACGACGGUCGUCUGUAACUUUUGUGUUACAUCGGACACAAAUCCUCGAUUUUGCUAAUGCACAGAUUAUUAAAAAUAAUGGUCGCCAUUUUUAAGUACUUUAAUUUUAAUACCUAUACCUACGCAUCAUUACCCCUAAAGUGGCAUUUGGAACUUGUAGCGUGACUAAAUACUUAUAUUAGUCUCCGGACAUGGUUUACGUUCUAUUUUACUAUUCACGCUGUAUUGUUUUGUUUCGAGUGCGUUCCAAAUGGUUUCAUUGUGCGCGCUUCUUAUAUUAGCCUCGUAUGUGAUUCAUACUGUCACUAUAAAAACAGUGAACAUUAUAGUAAACAGUUAUUUUAUUUUACAUUCGCAGCUAAAAACUAAAGUAUCACUUUAAAUGUGAACGGCACAAAAAUAUAAUAUACCUAAACCAAACCUAUAUGUAGCUAGGUAUAUAUACUAUGUGUAAAUAUUUUUAAAAUGUAUGAAAACCGAUUCGUCACAAAUAUAAAAUAUGUUCGAUAAAACGAUUCUAGUACGUGUAGUACUCAAUAAAAAAUAUACACCUGAUACCAUUAUUUUCCAAAUAUUUGUUUUCACAUUUUAAUUUUAACUUUUGUAUUAAUACAAAACAAACAUGUUAUCUUUUUCGAAUAGUAUUAAUUAUAAUUAAUUGUCUAUUGGUACUAAUGUUUUAUUAUUAUUACAUUAACGAACGUAAAAGUAUUGGAAAUUUAAUGUAACAGCUUUAGAACUCCAGCGGGAAUAGGGGAUUAUAGUUAGUGGCAUUAAAUACAAUUUUUUAUUUUUGAAGGGCCAACGAAAUCCUAGGAAUAGGGAAACCUAUCCGGAUACCGAUUCAAACAUUUGCCCACACCUCUUCAGGUCCUAUAAAUAAUUGACAUAAAUUUAUCUAAAAUUAUCAAUUAUAUAAAUUGGCGCAUUCAAGUUGGGCCCCGCGAUCUAAGAUCUACACUAAUUGGGUCCCAGUUUUAUGCGGGUAUUAUACUAAUUUAGUUCCGGGUUCCUGGCAGCUAGGUAUAGUAAUAAUCGGCUAGUACCGUAAUAUUAGUAAUAAUUAUAAUAGUUUGGAAAAAUAAAACACAAUAUUCAUUCUAACAUCUAUCAGUUUUUACAAUUUUUAAAAAGUACUCAAAUAAAUACGAUUACAUUAAAAAGAUAAGUUAAAAAAAAAAAAAAACGAAGAGAUUGUAAUAAGAAUAAAACAGAAUAAUCACUGGAAAAAUAUAUCCUUAAGUCCUAAGUCUGUAAAAGAGAGAAGGAAAAUUAUUUAUAUUGCUUUUAAACUUUCGGACCCAAGAUCCAACUACAUAGUAUAUUAUCUACCGAUGGCCAGGAUCCAACUAUUAUAGUACCCAAAAUUCAUUGAGACCCAAUCAGUGUCCAAUCAGUAUCUAUUAAAGGUUAGUUUAGGUUUAUACCUCUAAUUUACAUUUAUACCUCAUUUUAAACAUUAAACGUAUAACACGUACAGUUACCAGUUACCAGCGCAAGGGUGUGGGUAGGGUUUAUAUCUCAUACUAACAUUAAAAUUCAAUAACUGUAUUUCUUUAGUAAUUUUAUCUUGAAAUUAAAUAUUUCAGUCAAAUUAAAAGGAGAAAAAGCUUGAUUUAUGGAAUACAAAUUUGCUUUUUUCAUUAAUAAUUAUCAUUGUUGUGUUAAGUAUAACAUAAGAAAAUUCUAUUAUUUAUUCACCAUAAUUAUUCAGAACAUCUCUUCUAUUUAAAGAAUGUAUUAAAAAUGAAUUAAUAAUUGACGUAUUUAAAAUAUAUCAGACAUAGUACAUUACACAACCCCAUGUAUACAUAUUGAAGAAUAGUUAAACGAAAUCAUCAAAUUGUUAUGAGCGAUUAAUAAUUAUUAAUUAUAUUAAUUUUAUCGCCAAGUAUUAAUUAACACUGUGUGAUAAAUUAAUAAAAACUUCAUUACAAAACAGCAUGAAUGUUCAACGUAUAUACUCUCAACCUAUACUCUCCCUAGAUGGGCACCCAUUUGAACAAGGUGAGCGGAUGCUUCCAUUGAUAUAUGGGUUUGAUGCGAUUAGUUAUGGUCAUCUACAAUAUUUUAUAGAUUAAGAUCUAAAGUGGUUGAAAAAAAAACCUUUGUAGUAUUAUAUUAUAAUUUACUGUAAAUUGCAAUAUUAUUUAUAAUAGAAAUUUAAAGGCACCUCUUAUGAAAAAAUACAAUUGUAUAAAAAGCUUGGGUAAUUUUUCAUGAUGUCCAUAAUUAAGUAAGAUAUGUUGAUGGCCGAAUUGUAUAUUAAACCGAAAGAUAACAUGUUGUAAAAUGAUUACUUUAUUAUAGUUUAUAACAAUAUUUAUAUAUUCAUAACCGGGUAUAGUCUUAUGUAAUAAUUUAUGUUUCUACGAAUAAGGAUAAAUAAUUUUAUUGUUUUACAUACUUAUUUGGAAUUUUGUAGGUAGGUAUCUGUUGCGAAUAUUUGAGAAUGUUUAGCUGAACUUAUUAUUGGCUAAAUUAUAUUUUGAUAUAUUAAGAAAACCAAUUAUUUAAACUACAAGUAAAUAUUUAUUUUUAAUUUGAAUGUAUUUUAUUUGUUCUAGAAUGUCCUGCAGUCUCAUAAGAAUCCUUUGAAUUUGCUCUUUUUAGAAUAUUAUCAUUCUGUAUUAAAAGUAGGUACCUAUAUGAAACUAAGUGAAUGUA
Molecule: messenger RNA, 19081 nt
Organism: Cinara cedri
Lineage: Eukaryota; Metazoa; Arthropoda; Insecta; Hemiptera; Aphididae
Source: the annotation of a GenBank genome assembly